CAUCAAGCCCAAAGUCAUAAUAUGAGUGAUGAAUCAAGCUUUAAUAAUAGUGAUUCAGAUGAUUUGUCAGUAAAUGUUGCAGGUUCUGAAGAACCUAUUUUACGAAAUAUUGCAGACAUUGAAACGAGAUGGAACUCAAAGUAUCAUUCAUGGAAGCAGCUGCUUAAAUUGCAUAGAGCAAUAGAAUGGUUAGUUGCAACACUACCUUUGUCAGAUAAUCUGGAUGAUAGAGCUGAUGGUCAAAAGUUAAAAAAAUUAGCUUUAUUAUCUCACGAGUGGAAUUUAUUAAGUCAGAUUGUAACUUUAAUAGAACUGUUUGAUGAUGCUACUACCUAUUUUAGUAGUUCCAAAUAUGCUAUCUUAUCAAUUAUAUAUCCUUUAAUUCAAGCUUUAAAAUAUACAUUUGCUGAUACUGAAAUAACUGAUGAUAUUUUAUAUGAAGAAGAUACUCCAAAUUUUCAUCAUGAAGAAUCAUCCGAUGAUGAUAGUGAUGAAUUAGAUCUUGAAAUUUCAGAAGCUACAACAAACUGUCGCCAAAAACAUUCAACUACAAUUGUCUCUACUAAUUUAGCUAAUAAUUCUUUACAAAAUGCUCAAGUAAUUAAAACAAUGCAAAACAUAAUUUAUAAUUCAUUGUUUGAUUACUGGAAUGAACCUGUAAUGACUGCUAAGAUUGAAUUAACACAUCAAUUUGAAGUAUUAAUUGCUUCAAAUUUGGAACAAACAAUUGCAUCAAUGCAUACGACUUCAAAAAAUAAUAAUAUUCACUGUAGUCAUUUACAUUUGUCAAUUUUUGGCACCUCUGCAAAUAAUACUACUUCUGGUCCUUUAGAUGAAUGA
Molecule: messenger RNA, 840 nt
Organism: Racocetra fulgida
Lineage: Eukaryota; Fungi; Glomeromycota; Glomeromycetes; Diversisporales; Gigasporaceae
Source: the annotation of a GenBank genome assembly